This is a messenger RNA of Scophthalmus maximus (turbot), 2739 nucleotides long. RefSeq names its product mitochondrial transcription termination factor 2 (gene mterf2). Gene Ontology annotation, biological process: regulation of DNA-templated transcription; termination of mitochondrial transcription. Gene Ontology annotation, cellular component: mitochondrial matrix. Bases 83 to 1210 code for a protein of 375 amino acids. Lineage: Eukaryota; Metazoa; Chordata; Actinopteri; Pleuronectiformes; Scophthalmidae. The transcript has 2 exons. Gene Ontology annotation, molecular function: double-stranded DNA binding. The record is from RefSeq and is a predicted model, not a curated record.
GAAAUCAGUUUUCAUAACAAAACGUCACAUCCUCUGACCGCAGGGAAAGGUGAGUAGCAGCAGCGGCAGGACUUUGUCACCAAUGUUGCACUUGAUCUCGACGUCCCUGAGCCUCCGGUGCCGACAUGUCGCGGCUCUACCUUUACACCUCAGGUUAUGUGCGACGCUGAUUUCAGGCGAAAACCAGCAGACGGUGCAGGCCCUCUACGAUCUCUCUGUGGACAUCCAGAAGGUCCGGAAACUUAAGGGCUGGGUCCUGCAUCAGAGCACGGCCUACACUAAAGAGGUAUCUUAUCUGCUGAAGGACAUGGGGGCCCCGGGGUCCAUAAUCUCCAGAAUCUUAGCCGUUUAUCCAGAGGCAGUCCUCUGUCAUCCGGAGCAGAUGCAGGCUCAGAGGGAGCUGUGGAUGACUGUCUGCCCCAACCAGAAAGAGCUGGUCGGUAUCAUUGAGAAAUUCCCCGCCUCCUUCUUCACCUCCUCCAGCCACCAUGACAACCAGCGACACAACAUUGCUUACUUCCAGAGUUUGAGCCUCAACAAGCGAAUCAUCACCAAACUCAUGGCCAGUGCUCCGCGGAGUUUUAGCCAGCCAGUGGAGCGGAACGAGGUGAUGGUGUGCGCCCUACGGCAGGCCUACCUGGAGCUGGGAGGGGAGGAAGCCAACGUGAAGGUCUGGCUCCAGAAGCUGCUGAGCCAGAACCCGUUUGUUCUCCUCAAGCCCCCGGAGGUGCUCAGGCGGAACCUGCUGUUCCUCAGGGACGUGGGCUUCAGCACGGCGGAGCUCCUCCACCUCGUCUCCAAGCUUAAGGGCUUUGUCGCCGAGCUGAACCCAGACAGCAUGCGCCGCAGCCUGGCGUACUCCCAGGACACCAUGGGAUGCUCCGAGGCAGAACUGCGGGACAUUAUCCUCAACUGCCCCGCUCUGCUGUACUACCCUGAAGACAUUCUGGCCGAGCGCUUUGAGGCGCUCCUCCGUGCUGGGAUCAGCAUGUCUCAAAUCAUGGACACUCCAACCGUCCUGGAGCUGACCACGCAAAUAGUGGAUUACCGCAUCCAGCGACUGAGGGAGCGCGGCUACGAUGUCGGGGCAGGAAGUCUAGAGGUGCUGAACGGCACUAAGAAGAACUUUGAGGUGAACUUUGGAAAACUACAGCUACGUAGAGAGAGGCCACUUUUUAACCCCGUCGCCCCUUUAAGAGGAGAUGACUGACGUGGGUCGUAUGGACUAAUGCAAAUGAUUUUAAGACGGAACUGGAUGUAAACAGCACUUGUGCUAAUUUAUCUAUAAUAUGUCAGCAUCAGAUUAAAGUGUCUUAAUUCUAAAAGGUGCAACCACUUCUCGCAUGUCCGACAUGUUUAUCCUCGCAGUUAAAUUUAAACAAUAAACAAAAAAACACAAUGAUGCCAUUUAACUUUGACAGUGAAUUGUGACCAGAAAAAAACAGCUGACCUCAAAAUGGCAAAACUAACGGGUGUAAAGAGACUGACCUCAAUUCUGCUCUUUUCCGUCAUGUAUUCAAAACCGUGCAGCAAAGAGAAUCUGUUUCCUGCUGCCAAAAUUUCCAACCUUGUGGGUGGAAAAUUGAUCACAUUGGAAAACAGCUUGAGUCAUGUGGGUGUUUUUUGGGUUUUUUUUUCAAGCCCUGGUUUUCCUCUAAUUAACACCGACUGCAAAAAUAUAUCAUUUGAUUUUUUUCACUUGUAGUUAUGACGAAAAUCGGACCCUGUUGAUCAGUGAGUGUGAUGGUAUUACACAAGAAAAGCAAAAGAGUUGUGGAUGGAUAUGUAACGGCUUCCCGCAGCGAUAUCAGAAAGUGAGACGAGUGAAGUGGGCUCCUAACGUGUCACUUGUUUUUGGGGAAUUCGUAGUCCCUUCGCCAAAUAAAGAUUUUAUUGCAGCUGGUUUUAAAAGUUACCUCAUAACAACAACAGCUUCACAUAAAGCGCUCCACGACACAAAGUGCGUAAUGAGAGACACGCUGACUUUUAUGUCUAUCAAAUGUAUUACCGAGGACAAACGAGGCGUUUAAAACCAUUUUUAUUUACUUCCUCUGCAGGAGUCACAUUUUCACACAGUGUGCUUGGCAGCGCGACUGUUAUCCUUCGGGGAGGAAAUCUAAACUGUGUCUCAGAUUUUUAUUGAUACUUUUGCAGAUGGAGACACUUGAUUAUGAGCUAUUUCACUACAGAGGUGUCUCUUCAUUAUCAUUUCAAAUGAAUUCAAAUGUUCCCCACAAGAUGAAAUAAAAAAAAUAAGAAUGGGGGUUAAGUUCCUUGUGGUUUAGUUGAACAUAUUUUAAAGCAGCUGAGCUUCAGAUUAGUUAUGCAAAAAUUGAUCUUCCAUUAUGUUUGGUGUUGUUAAUAAGGUUUUCAUGUCUCGUGUGUAAUAUGGAUGAGUGCCGGUGUUUCUUUUAAAGUAACAUGCAAAAUCAAUAUACAAUCUAACCGAGCAGUGUCUUACUAUAAAAGAAAGGCAACGUAAAUUGUUUCCAUAUCGUUUUUCGAAUGCGUGUCAAUAUUUGGACGGCAGCGAAAGCCCUUGAACAAAUGCUCAGGAGGAGUUUUCAGUGGAAGGGUUAGCCAAGACUUUGCGCCCCAAGGUUCCCCGUCGCGCUUGUAAUACAGAUGAUGUGGGUCAGAGCAAAGAAAGAAGAGAGAACUUGUGUGUGUCCAGAGGGGAGAAGGAGGCGGAUGGGCGGCGCUAUAUAUAUAUAUAUAUAUAUAUAUAUAUAUAUAUAU